AUACAAUGAAGACCCAUUACAAGGAUGGGAAAAACAUAAAACAAAGGUAAAAAUUGAGCUAAUAGACGAAAAUAGCAUAAUAACACAGAAACCGUUAAAAUAUAAUUUCGAUGAUUUACAAGAAUUUAAAAUACAUAUAAAUGAAUUACUGGAAAAGAAUUAUAUACAGGAAAGUAACAGUAAGCACACAAGCCCAGCAUUUAUAGUUAUAAAACACAGUGAACAAAAAAGAGGUAAAAGUAGAAUGGUUAUAGAUUACAGAAAUCUAAACGCCAAAACUAAAACAUACAACUACCCAAUACCAAAUAAAAUACUUAAAAUAAGACAGAUACAAGGAUAUAACUAUUUUAGUAAAUUUGACUGUAAAUCAGGAUUUUACCAUCUAAAACUAGAAGAAGAAUCUAAACAAUUAACAGCAUUUACAGUACCACAAGGAUUUUAUGAAUGGAAUGUAUUACCAUUUGGAUAUAAAAAUGCACCAGGUAGAUAUCAACAUUUUAUGGAUAACUGUUUUAACCAACUAGAAAAUUGUGUUAUAUAUAUAGAUGAUAUAUUAUUAUAUUCUAAAACACAAGAUGAACAUAUAAGAUUAUUAGAAAAAUUUAUACAUAUAAUCAAACACUCAGGUAUAAGCUUAAGUAAAAGUAAAGCAGAAAUUAUGAAACCACAGAUAGAAUUUCUAGGAAUACAAAUAGAUAAAAAUGGAAUAAAAAUGCAAACUCACAUAGUACAAAAAAUAAUUACUAUAGAUGAAAAUAUAGAUACAAAAAAGAAAUUACAAUCAUUCUUAGGAUUAGUAAAUCAAGUAAGGGAAUAUAUACCAAAAUUAGCAGAACAUUUAAAACCAUUAUACAAAAAACUCAAAAAAGAUAUUGAAUAUCAUUUUGACAACAAAGAUAAAGAACACAUAAAAAAUAUUAAAAAAUUAUGCAAAAAAUUGCCAAAAUUAUAUUUUCCUGAUGAAAGUAGAACAUUCACAUAUAUAAUUGAAACAGAUUCAAGCGAUCACAGUUAUGGAGGAGUACUAAAAUAUAAAUAUGACAAAGAAAAGGUAGAACACCAUUGCAGGUAUUGCUCAGGAUCAUAUACUGAGGCACAAACAAAAUGGGAAAUAAACAGAAAGGAAUUAUUUGCAUUAUAUAAAUGUUUAUUAGCAUUUGAACCAUAUAUAGUUUACAAUAAAUUUAUUGUAAGAACAGAUAACACACAGGUAAAAUGGUGGAUAACAAAAAAGUUAGAUGAUUCAGUUACAACAAAAGAAAUAAGGAGAUUAGUAUUGAAUAUAUUAAAUUUUACAUUUACAAUUGAAAUUAUAAAAACUAAUGAAAAUCUCGUUGCAGAUUACCUAUCAAGAAAAAGGAACACAAACUGAACCAGAUACAACAGAAAAAAUACUCAAAGCUAUUAAUACACUUUCUACGAAGGUGGACAGUAUGGGAAAAGAGUUACAAAAUCUAAAAGCUAAUAGUCAGCAGCAUGACUAUAAAUAUGCGGAGCUACGCCAACAUGUAGAGUUACGUCGAUCGGAAGACGCUAAAAUUCCAGAGCUACAAGGAGACGAUGGGAAACUCCGAAAAACCCAUAACAAUGUUUGUUUAGAUACAGCUGCAGGUACAAGCAAAAGAAUUAAUACAAAUUUAAACCAGCUAUUUGCAAAACCAUUUACCCAAAAACCACAAAUGCAGAUACCAGCAGAACCACAAACAUCUACCUAUGCAAUAAGCCUACAAAAUGACAAAAAAAGAUACAACUAUAUUACCCAAUCUUACAUUGAAAACAUACACAAAAUUCAGACAUAUCUAAACCUAAACCCAAGAUCCACACAAACAAAAACUCCCGAAGAAGACUAUAUAACCCAGAAACUACAAGGAUAUAACAAACUUAUUGCACAACCUAAGACCAACCCCAACCUAGUAAAAACAUGUUAUAACUACGGACUAUUAAAUACAGUAUACACAUAUACCGGAGAAGAAAUAGCCGGAAUACCAGAACUACAUAGAGCAUUUUUAACAUAUAAAAGAAUUACCAAAGGAAAUUUAUUCUAUAUAAAAUGUUAUACAGCACCAGCAGAGAUACUAUACGAAGAAAUAAAAUCACCAAUACAGGUGGUAAAGAUAGGAUUAACCAGAGAUAUGAUUAUUCCAGAAGAGAUAGAAAAACAAAAUGAGAUACCAAAAGUAGAAAUACCUAACUUUUAUGCAAAUAAAAGAAUAAUUGGUAUAGCUACAAUUAUACAAGAGUUAGCAAACAAUUAUUUAAAUGGCAAUGCCAUUUGGAGCUAUUAUGCAAGAGAUCAGGUGAUGAUUUAUGCAAACUCCAAAGAAUUAAGAAAAUCAGAUAUGGAUGAAGUUCAGAGAUGGAUUUUGUCAUUGCUAAAACCAGAAGAACAACCAUCUACAAGAGCUUUGAAGAAAGGAUUUAUUUCAGAAGAAUUAUUAGUAAGAUAUUGCAAACUUAUCAGCAACAAAUACCCAGAUCAUAAAUGCUCCAAGUGCAACGGAGAAGAUAAUGUGAUACCUACAGUUGAUUUAGGAUACCUACAGUUGAUUUAGGAUAAAGAACGAAGCUAUAAAAAAAAAAGUUAUUAUUAUUGUUGUUAUUAUUAUUGUUGCGUCGGCUGAAUAUCAGCCAUAUGUAUAAAGUAAGAAUCUUUUAAUUUUGUCGUAUAGCGUCGGCUGAAAAGCCAAUAAUGUAAAAAGUCAUAAAGUAAACAGUGUUAGUGUCGGCCAAUAAUAAAGAUAGGCCACUAAGUUUUGUUUUUUGCGUCGGUCGAAUGUAAAAAGACCAAGUGUAAAGUAGAUGUCGGCCAUUUUGGCCAAAAGUGUGAAAUUUUUGUAUAUAAAUAGAGGGCUUCCCCUCAUAAAUAAAAUCAUCAGUCUUCCACUA
Molecule: messenger RNA, 2886 nt
Organism: Solanum pennellii
Lineage: Eukaryota; Viridiplantae; Streptophyta; Magnoliopsida; Solanales; Solanaceae
Exons: 1
Coding region: 1323-2552 (409 amino acids)
Source: RefSeq, a predicted model, not a curated record